AAUGAUUUUGAAAACAGUGGUGGUCCUUCCCAUGAAUCAGCCGAUAACAUAUUAAAUAACAAAAAUAUACAUAACAAACUAUCAAGAGAAGCAUCACCUCAUUCUAAACCUGAACGUGAAUCUUCUGCAGGUGAUACUGUUCAGGCCAGAUGUGCACGUCUUUCUGAAAAAAGCGUACAAGCUCUUAUGUGUACUG
Racocetra persica is the source of this 196-nucleotide messenger RNA. The record is from the annotation of a GenBank genome assembly. Lineage: Eukaryota; Fungi; Glomeromycota; Glomeromycetes; Diversisporales; Gigasporaceae.